Molecule: messenger RNA, 1767 nt
Organism: Cladocopium goreaui
Lineage: Eukaryota; Dinophyceae; Suessiales; Symbiodiniaceae
Source: the annotation of a GenBank genome assembly
AUGCUUCCACUGGCGCCGCUUUCGCUGGACCUUGGCGGGGUGCGUCCAGCCCUCGGGGCCCUCGGUCGCGGGAAUCUUCCGCGGGUCGAAGUUCGAAAGGACGCUUCGGUCCGUGGCAACAUUUUGACUGCGGCUCGCGUGGCGUGCCUGGCCUGCGUGGCUGUUGUGGGGUGCUGGCGGAGAGAACCUGGAAGAAGCACCAGACGAGCUCAGAUCAUCGAUGGAAAGAGCAUUGCUUCUCAAGUGCGGGAGGAGGUCAAGGAGCGUGUCCAUGCCUUCAAGCAGCAGCACGACGUAACGCCAUGCCUCGCGGUGGUCUUGGUGGGUCAGCGGCCGGACUCCCAGUCCUACGUCCGAGCCAAGGCCAAAGUGGCGAACGAGGUGGGCUGUCGCAUCGUCAACGUGGACUUCCCCGACAGCGUGUCCGAAGCGGAGCUGCUGCGCAAGAUCUCUGAGCUGAACGCGGAGCCUUCGGUGCACGGGAUCUUGGUGCAGUUGCCGCUUCCCGAAGGCAUCAAUGAACAGCGGGUCACGGAUGCCAUCGCGGUGCACAAAGAUGCAGAUGGCUUGACUGCACUGAAUCUGGGGCAGCUGUCGCGACCUACUGGGAUGCCCUUGGCAAUUCCGUGCACUCCAAAUGGAUGUAUGGAGUUAUUGAAGAGACAUGAUGUGGAUGUCUCUGGGAAGGAGUGUGUAAUUCUGGGCCGAUCGGCCAUUGUUGGGAUGCCCAUGGCACUGUUGAUGGUGCGUGCCAAUGCUAGCGUGAAAGUCUGCCACCGUUAUACCCGAGACUUGAGAAUGGCCUGUUCUCAAGCUGAUGUGUUGGUGGCAGCUGUGGGGCAGCCUGAGUUCGUCCAGGGCGACUGGAUAAAGGAUGGAGCUGUGGUCAUUGACGUUGGCAUCAACCGAGUGGAAGACAGCAGCCGCAAGCGCGGGUAUCGCCUCGCAGGAGACGUGCACUUUGAGAAAGCCAAGGAAAGGGCCUCGUUGAUCACGCCGGUGCCCGGAGGUGUGGGUCCCAUGACCGUGGCGAUGCUGCUGAAGAAUACCAUCACCUUGGCCGAAAGAAGCGUUGAGCGUGUGUUUGAGGAAGCUUCGGCCUGGGUGAACAAGAAUGGCGGAGAUUUGUCCACCUCAGCCCUUCUGGAGCUGUAUGCCUUCUACAAGCAAGCGACUUGCGGUGAUUGCGGCGGGAGCCAACCCAUGGGCUUCCAAGCUGCAGCCAAGUGGGAUGCCUGGAGCCAGCUUGCAGGAUGCCCUCCCGACUUGGCACGGGCAUCGUACGUGCAAGUCUUGGAGACUUAUGUGCCCAACUGGCAGUUCGGAGGACGUGUGGAAGAAAGACAGAGCCGAGGAAGUGGUGGAGGUGAUGUGUCCAUGGGUCCUGCGGUGAGCACCAUGGGCUGCAUUGGUGGUGGUGAUCCGGGCGAUGUCGAUGAGACUCCAGCGGGUCAGCUUUGCCAACAGAUUGCCGAAGGCGAUGUCGAGGGGGCAUGUGGCUUGCUGCGCGCAAGCCCGCAGCUGGCUGGUCAGGCCGACAAAGAUGGCAUGCUGCCGCUCCACUGGGCUUGCGACAGAGGAGAUCUGGACAUGGUGCAGUUCCUUUUGGAGCUUCCAGCUGCACUUGCCAUGAUCAACACGGCGGAUGCGGCCGGUGAUACGGCGUUGCACUACGCUGUGAUGUCUGAGAAUGAAUCUGUGGCGCAGCUGCUGGUGUCCAAAGGGGCAGAUGUGACUGCUACAAAUGAGGCCUUGGAUAUGGCUUAG